Scutellospora calospora is the source of this 966-nucleotide messenger RNA. Lineage: Eukaryota; Fungi; Glomeromycota; Glomeromycetes; Diversisporales; Gigasporaceae. The record is from the annotation of a GenBank genome assembly.
AUGUCUGAACAUGCAAACUCUGAACAUGCAAAUUCUGAUCAUAGCGAGGCAGAUAACGAUCAUGAAAAUGAAAUUCCUAAAACAGAUCAAGAUGAAAGUAUGUCAUUCUCUGAGCUUAUUUUAAUUGAGUACUUUUUACGUUCAACUAAAUGGUUUAUAUUAUUUACAGCAGACAUUCUUGGUGAAUAUGAAGAAGACGCUGAGGAAAUCGAGUUAUCACAUUUGCGUCUUAAAGACCUGUCUGGUUUAGAUCUUGUUCGGUUUCAAAAAUUACAGAAAUUAUGCCUUCGACAAAAUCUUAUUACUAAAAUUGAAGGUUUUGAUGUACUAACAAACUUGGAGGAUCUCGAUCUUUAUGAUAAUCGAAUAUCACAUAUUGAAAAUUUAAAUCAGUUAAAAAAUCUAGUAUCACUAGAUUUGUCUUAUAACAAAAUUAGAGUGAUUGAAAAUUUAGAAGAUCUUACUUGUUUAAAAAACCUAUAUUUUGUUCAAAACAAAAUAUCCAAUAUUAAAAAUUUGGAUUCACUUAUAAAUGUAAUCAAUUUAGAAUUUGGUGGAAAUCGCAUUCGGGUCAUUGAAAAUUUGGAUAAACUUGUUAAUUUGGAACAGCUUUGGCUUGGCAAAAAUAAAAUCUCUGAGUUUCAGAAUCUUGAAAAUUUAAGAAAUCUCAAGAUUUUAAGUAUUCAAAGUAAUCGGUUGACCCAAAUAAAAGGGCUAGAGGGGCUUAUUAAUUUGGAAGAGAUUUACAUGAGCCAUAAUGGCAUAAAUAAACUUGAAGGAUUUGAAAAUAAUGCUAGCAAUAAUUAUCUGUCUGAUUUUGAAGAACUUACGUCGCAACUUGCUCCUCUUCAAAAGUUGACAACUGUUUAUCUGGAAGGAAAUCCUUUGCAAAAAGAAAACUCAUCUAUAUAUAGACUCAAAGUAAAAACAUAUUUACCUCAACUGAUUCAAAUAGAUGCUACGUAA